AUGAAGAUCGUAACAGUCUUUGUUGAUUUGUCAGGUGUCAUUACCAGCUAUGCUCUUUGGCUGGAUGGAACCCUUUUCCUUAACACCAGCUCGUCCGAGAGGUUAUCUGUGGUUGAGGGACUUUCUCCAUGGAGCCAACAUGUUCUCCGCUUAGAGGCCUGCACUGCACAGGGCUGUGGAAAAGGACCACUGACGGAGGUUCAUACAUUGGAAAUGGCUCCAGAGGGCCCCAUACUUCUAGAGCUGACUAAUCACAGCUCACGAUCAGUCCGAGUCCGCUGGACUGCCCCAACAAGACCAAAUGGGAAUAUUACCUACACACUGUUCUACAAAAACAAAGACCAUGUUGGUGAUGGUGUAGUGGACGGAAAUGCAGUGGUGGGCAGCUGGUUAACUGUGAGUGACCUGGAGCCCUAUUCUAACUACAACUUUUGGAUCAAAGGAUGCAACAGCCAAGGUUGUGUGCAGAGCCUGCCCUUCAACACCACCACACCACCCGCGGCUCCGGAUGGGUUGGCCCCACCACAGUUGGUCAGUGCAACGAGUUCCAGUUUGAAUUUGUCCUGGUCUGCCCCAGAACGCUCCAAUGGCCCUGGUCCUCUUCAGUAUGGGCUACAAAUGAGGACAUCUUUACAGGCGUCUGUGUUAAAACUACUAGAAAAUGCCUCCGACACCUUCUCCUUUCACGUGGAUGACCUGAAACCAUACAAAGAUUAUGUGUUUCGUAUAACAGUGUCACAUCUGUACGGUCAGACCAAUGGACCCUGGACAACUUUCCAAACCGCAGAGGACAAACCAGGGACUGUCAACCUACCAACUGUUCAAGGCCUUUAUCCUCGGAGUGCAGUACUUACAUGGGCCACACCCCUAGAACCAAAUGGCAUUAUCAUGAAUUACACUCUCUACCUUUACACAAGUUUUGACACCUCUUCUACAGAUUUGACCUCUGUUCUGUCUCUGCAUGAGAACUCUUCUAUCGUAAUAGUCACUGUCCAUGGAAACAGCACUAGCUACACCUUUCAUGGCCUUCUCCCAUACACAAACUACAGGAUACAGGUUAAAGCAUGCACUGUUGUGGGGUGCAAUAUAUCUGGAAUUUCUUCAAGUUUUCGCACUCUCCCGGCACCUGCAGAAGGUGUGCCUGCUCCACAUGUGGUCUCAACUACACCCACCUCUGUGCUCUUGUCCUGGGGGGCCCCCAAGAGGAGAAAUGGCCCUCUAGAAAGAUGGACGAUAGAAAGGAGUAUUGUUGGUACAAAUCAGAUUUCUACUGUCGUUCAUCUGUCACCAAAUCCUCCUCCUCUUUCGUUUCUGGACUCUUCAUCAGCUCUCAGUCCCUGGACGAGGUAUCAGUAUCGCCUGGUUCUUCAAAACCAGGCAGGAAGAGCAACUGGGCCUUGGGUCAAUAUGACAACUCGCCCCUCUCGGCCUGCUGGUCUAACUCCUCCUAGAGUCAGUGUUUUAGGGCCGGAGUUACUUCAGGUCUCGUGGUUGCCCCCUCUGAUCCCUAAUGGAGAGAUUCACAGAUAUGAGAUUCGCCUCCAAGAUCUUCGCAUUGUUCAUGACACUAAUAAUGCUUCUGAUUACAACAUCACAGUGACAGAGCUCAUUCCCUUCACACACUACAAUGUCAGUGUGUUGGCAUGUUCCACUGGAGGUGGAGUUGUUGGAGGGUGCACUGAAAGCCUUCCAACAUUGGCAACGACAUUGCCCACUGUACCUCAAGGUCUUGCUCCGCUGAACAUAGUGCCUGUCACAGAAUCCUUUUUGGCAAUUUCCUGGCAACCACCGAAAAGACCCAAUGGGCCAAACAUCAGGUACACGUUGCUCAGACGGAAAACCUUACAACCCCUGGGCCUUCCAACAAACCCCACACAGGGAGAAGCACCCCAUUCCUCAACUGAAGAUCUCCAUCACUGGUUCCAUGUUUACUCUGGCACCAAAUUGUUCUACCAAGAUAAAGGCCUAAGCAGAUUUACCCAGUACCAGUACCAGUUAUGGGUGUAUAAUGAUGUUGGCAACUCUUCAGGAGCUAUUUUUACUGCAACAACAAUGGCAGGAAUUCCCCGCUAUCCUCCAUCUCUGUCAGCUUUCCCCAUCAAUCAUACCACAAUAUAUAUUAACUGGACACAACCGUCUCUACAGAAUCUCCAGGGAGAAGUUGAAUCAUACUUUGUUGAAGUCAACUCUAAAGGAUUUAGUGAAAUGUACAUUUUUCCUGCCAACAUCACAUCUGCAGUGAUAAAUGACCUAUGGCCUAGUACCAUGUAUUCUGUCUCGUUACAUGUGUCUAAUGGGGCACAUAAUACAACCAAGGCCAUGGUUAAUACCACCACUGAGGAUGGAGGUACAGUAUGUGGAAAUGGGGACUCUGUCUAUUAG
Messenger RNA from Knipowitschia caucasica, 2382 nucleotides. The record is from the annotation of a GenBank genome assembly. NCBI's taxonomy places the organism in Eukaryota, Metazoa, Chordata, Actinopteri, Gobiiformes, Gobiidae.